Selaginella moellendorffii is the source of this 2168-nucleotide messenger RNA. RefSeq names its product fatty acyl-CoA reductase 2. Gene Ontology annotation, molecular function: alcohol-forming very long-chain fatty acyl-CoA reductase (NADP+) activity. The record is from RefSeq and is a predicted model, not a curated record. Gene Ontology annotation, cellular component: intracellular membrane-bounded organelle. NCBI's taxonomy places the organism in Eukaryota, Viridiplantae, Streptophyta, Lycopodiopsida, Selaginellales, Selaginellaceae. The transcript is spliced from 10 exons. Bases 207 to 1952 code for a protein of 581 amino acids. Gene Ontology annotation, biological process: long-chain fatty-acyl-CoA metabolic process; suberin biosynthetic process.
GUCAAUUGAAUCCACCUAUCGCGUGGUGGAGGGUAGCUUGGGGCGUAAUUGCAGAUCGAAUGUCAAGUGCGUGGACACAAACACUCCGGAACUUUUUUGCCGACUUGUACAUGCGAUCGAAUUGUGUUCCCACCUCGUGACCUCCUCAACACUCAACAGGAUAAAGCGCUAGCGCUUGAUUCUAUGCUCUCCUGCUGUGCAGAAGAAUGGCUCCCUCCCUGUCUUUCGAGGCGGCAAUCUAUCGGUCAGCUGGUUCUGGUUCUUCCGGUGGUCGGAACUCGAUAGCUUGUUCUUCGCGGCUGGAGACGCACCGGGUUUCGUCCACUCGCCGUCGUGCCUUGUGCUGCGCGCUGGACAUAACGCGCGACAAUGUUGCCACUGCUGCUGCUACUGCUACUGCCUUUCCACGGAUUGGCCAUGUCGAGCAGCAGCGGCUUGGGAUCCUCCCGUUCUUGGAGAACAAACGAAUCCUCAUCACUGGAGCUACGGGCUUCCUCGGAAAAGUGCUUGUUGAGAAGAUCCUGCGUGCGCAGCCGAAAGUGAGCAAGAUCUACCUUCUCGUGCACGCUGACAGUCACGAGAAGGCUCGGCAGAGACUCGAGAAGGAUAUACUGGAGUCGAGGCUGUUUGAGCUGAUUCGGGAGGAGUAUGGGGCCGACUAUCGCCAGUUCAUGCUUGAGAAGCUCGUUGCCAUCCCCGGAAGCGUGGAGAAGAACGAUCUGGGACUCGAGAAGCACACCAAGGAGCAGCUCCUCAGCCAGUUGGACGUUGUGGUUAACUCAGCCGCGACCACCAAGUUCUUUGAAAGAUACGACGUAGCUCUGGCCGUCAACACGAAAGGACCGCUAAACCUGUUGGAGUUUGCAAAGAAGUGCUCACGGUUGCAGUUGUUCCUGCACGUCUCCACUGCAUACUCGAACGGGCUCAGACAAGGAAGAAUUUUAGAAAAACCUCUCGCCAGCAUGUCGAACGGUAUAGCUCCUCCUCUGGACGUGUGGAAGGAGAUUGACUCUGUAAGAAACAUAAAAGCCACUUCUGAGGAACUAAAAGAGCUGGGAAUGCAAAGAGCUCAGCUUCACGGGUGGCAAGACACUUACGUUUUCACCAAAGCUAUGGGCGAAACGCUCGUCACCCAAAGCAGAGGAGACGUCCCCGUGGUCAUUCUUCGCCCGUCGGUGGUGGAAGGAACUUCCGCACAGCCAUUUGGAGGCUGGAUCCAAGGCACAAGGAUGAUGGACCCAAUGCUUCUUGCCUAUGGACUUGGCCACCUGACGGGUUUCUAUGCUGAUCCGGACUGCGUCCUCGAUGUCAUUCCAGCAGACAUGGUUGUGAACUCACUUCUAGCAGCCAUGAGCGUUCACGCUGGACGGCCCGGCCUCAGUGUCUAUCACGUUGGAUCUUCAACAGUGAACCCCUUGACGUUCCGGGAACUAGCAGCGUGUACCGAAGAGUAUUUCCAGUCCAAUCCAGUCUUGGAUGAAAGAGGAAAUCCUGUCGAGCGCAGGAUGACGUUCUACGACAACAAGUUGGCAUUCUCCGUCCAUAAGUUUCUCUGCUACAGCCUCCCGAUCCAUGUAAGACCUCCAAACUUUCUUGCCUUAAAUUCUUGUUAUUCUUUUCAGGUUGCACGGUUAUCUGGCAGCCGCAAGCUUCAAAACUCUGCCAAACGAACCGCUAUCCUCGCAGAGAGACUUGAUCAGCUCGUAGAAACUUAUUCCGCUUACACUUUUUACAAAGGACGGUUUGAUAUAACGAACACCAAAACACUGUACGAGCAAAUGCUGCCCGAAGAAAAAGAAGGUUUUGGCUUUGACAUCGGGUCAAUCAGAUGGAAUGAAUAUAUAACGAAUGUACACCUACCAGGGCUCCGGAAGAACAACCGGAGUACUUUCAACACAAAAUUCCGUUUGAUCACCAUGAAAGAGUCCAUCCAAGGAUUAUUCGCAGUUUAAAGAUCUAAUUGGCAGAAGAUAUUGUCAAUACUGUAAUCUUCCUCGACCUCCUCAACUUCUUUAGCUUGAGCAAGUUCCUUCUUGAUCUGUUCCACAUAAAGGUCGCCAACCUUGGGAUCGUACCGUGCAGCCCGCUCAAGAUACUCCAAGGCUGCAAAUUUCUGUCCGUCCUGGCUCAACAAGCUGAAAAAAGAAAAGGAAGAAAGAGUUCAGAGA